This is a messenger RNA of Rotaria socialis, 1314 nucleotides long. Lineage: Eukaryota; Metazoa; Rotifera; Eurotatoria; Philodinida; Philodinidae. The record is from the annotation of a GenBank genome assembly.
AUGAUGAUAACAAUAUUAUUCGUUCAUCUCGUAUUAUUUUCCAUCACAACAAUUCAUGGACAAGAAAUGCAAUGUGAAUUAAAUAAUUCAUUAUCGUGGACGCCAUGGUUUAAUUUUCAUAAACCAAAUCCUAAAGGAGAAUAUGAAUUACAUGCUGCUAUACGAAGUCAGCAUCCAACUCUUGUCUGUUCCGAUCCACAUGCAGUUUCGGCAGUGAAUCAAGCUGGCAUUGAUAUGAAUCAAACGCUCGAUAUGAUUAUAAUACGAUCAUACGAUGUCUUUUGUCUCAAUGGUUACGAUCCGAAAUUUCAACAUAAAACCUGUGACGAUUAUAGUGUUCGUUAUUGUUGUCCGAUUGUUAAAAAUUUAACCAAAGAUGAAGUACGAGAUUUAUUCAUAAGCGGCAAUACGAAUGCACUCGUUGAUAGUCCAUCGAAAACUGCACAAUUGAUAUGUGGCCGAGCGCCACGUGCUGCUUCAUUUCAAGCGUCUGUUGGUACAAGUCUUUUGUUAACGUUACUAAAUGCUAUGGUUCCAAAAAUAAUUAAUGGAGUCGAAGCACGUCCGAAUAGUUGGCCUUGGCUUGUAUCCAUUGGUAUCCAAUAUCGUGGCUCAACAGGUACGUGGCAAAAUCGAACACAUGUAUGCGGUGGUACAUUAAUAGAUACUACACAUGUGCUCACAGCUGGACAUUGUGUUGAACAAAAAAUAGAUGAUCGUUUUGUUCCGCUGUCAUCAACACAUCCUUCGUUAGAAUCAUUUUUCAUUCUACGUAUUGGCGUUCAUGAUAUUCGUUCAACACAACCGUCGGAUAUCUAUCGUGCACGACGCAUUAGCACGCAUGAAAAUUUCAUUUCAAGUACUUUUGAAAAUGACAUAGCAAUUAUUCGGCUAGAUCGACCAGUAGCAAUGUCUGACUAUGCAUCACCGAUUUGUCUGCCAGCAUCGAAUGUCGCGCCAGGUAGGAAAGUAACUGUUGCUGGUUGGGGUACCGUUAGUGAAACGGCACGUGUUCAUUCCAAUGUACUUCGACAAGCUAAUAUUAAUGUUUUACCAUCGAGCAAUUGCCGAGUUUACACGGACGUUCAUUAUGAUGGUUCGAAACAAUUGUGUGCUGCAGCUUUAGAUUGGUCAAAGGAUACUUGUGCUGGCGACAGCGGCGGACCAUUAAUGUAUCAAGACAAUGGCGUAUGGUCGAUAGGUGGUAUUACAUCUUAUGGAUAUGGCUGUUCGAAACGUGGUUUUCCAGGUGUUUAUACUCGUACGGUGCCUUAUUUAUCGUGGAUUAAAACGAAAAUGCUGAGCAAUCACUAG